Molecule: messenger RNA, 1948 nt
Organism: Styela clava
Lineage: Eukaryota; Metazoa; Chordata; Ascidiacea; Stolidobranchia; Styelidae
Source: RefSeq, a predicted model, not a curated record
UUUAUAUUUAAAUUAGUUAACUUUAAUAAUACUUGCUAAUGUAUGCUAUAUAAGAAAGUAAAAAAUAAUAAUCAAUAGAAUACCACCAUGCCUGCAAAAGGUAAAGGCCGUGGUAAAGCUGCAACAAACUACCAACUUGCAACGACAAUAGCAAAAGGAACUGAAUUAAAAGAUUUGAGAAAAAAGUUAUGGUAUCUUGGAGAACCAAUUGGUUCUGGAGGAUUUGGACUCAUUUACUUAGCUGAUGAAGACAAAAAAUGUAUUGGAAAAGAUAAAGCAAACUAUGUUAUAAAAGUGGAACCUCACGGCAAUGGUCCUUUGUAUUGUGAGGUAGCAUUUUAUCAGAGAGCUGCUAGGCAAGAGUCCUUGACUACUUGGAAAAACAAAGCACGCCUAUCGUACGUAGGAAUCCCAGCUUAUGUUGCCCACGGAUUACAUGCAAAUGGAAAGGAGAAUCUAAGGUUUAUGGUAAUGCCAAGAUAUGGAUGUGAUCUACACAAUCUUUGGCUUAAAGCUGAUAAAAAGUUUUCUCGUGUUACUGUCUGUCAACUUGCUAUCGAACUGCUGAAUUCGUUGCAAUAUAUGCAUGAAAAUGAAUAUGUACACGCAGAUGUGAAAGGUGCAAAUAUUUUAGUUGGUCAUAAAGAUCAAAAUCAGAUAUAUUUAGUAGAUUUUGGUCUUGCUUUUCGAUAUAUUGUUGAUGGAAAACACAAACCAUAUUUGGAAGAUCCUAGAAAAGCUCAUGAUGGAACCAUUGAAUAUACAAGCAGAGACGCACACAGAGGUGUUGCUCCCUCAAGACGAUCAGAUCUAGAAAUACUUGGAUAUGUUUUACUGCACUGGGUGUCUGGAAAAUUACCUUGGGAAGAUAAUCUGAACAACAAGAACUACGUGAGAGAUGAAAAAAUCAAACAUAUGGAUAAUGUAAAACAAUUUGUUUUAUCAGUCUAUCCAGAGGCAAAAUCAAAGAAAGCUGUUGAAAUCGAAAAGUUUCUUCAAUAUGUUUCAAAGAUGGAUUAUGAAGAUGAACCAGAUUAUUCUGUGUUGAAAAAAUACUUUCAAGAUGCCCUUAAAUCAAUGGGAGUUUCACUCAAAGCAAAAAUAACUUUUGAAAAUGAUGAGACGCCAACACCAGCCAAAAAGAAGCGAACAACACAAUCACGAGCAAAGAGCUCACAGUCGGAAGAAGAUGAUUUACCCAACAAACGUCCUAAACGUACGCCAGCCAAGAGAAAACAAUACACUACGAGCUCAUCAGAGGACGAUGCAAUGAACAUAAAUUCAUCCACUCCUAGCGAACCAUCUCCGAAAGUUGCACCGAAGUCCAGAAAGCUGACUAAAACUUCUACCUCAGCAAGGAAACGUCCACAAAAAAUGAAGAAGCAGACAGCGCAGAAGUUUCCACCCCCAAAAAAGACAAUUAAGAGGAAUUCAAAAAAACAAUUAAAAAAACAGACACAAAAAAUAAUCAAACAUGACGAAAAUAAUUUUACAACUACGCCUUCAGAGAACUCGGAUGAAGAUGUAAAGGUUGUUGAUUCAACUUUUGACACUACCAGCCCAAGACGUAGUCCAAGAAUAAGCAGAAACCCUAAAAAUUCAUUGAUCAAAUCUCCAGCGAAAAUUGCAAGCAGUUCUAAGAGUUCCUCAAUCGCUAAGUCUCGCUAUUCCAUGGCACCAUUGCAUACCAAGAGUGUAUUGGGUAAAGAAGAUACAUUGAGUGGGAAGUACUCUGGGAAACAUCCAGUAAUCAUACGGAGAAGAAAAGUGAAGCGACCCAAGAACGAUGCCACAACCCAAACAACUCCUAAUCUGAAAAAGACUUUGGCCAGAGUUUAAUUUAACGAUGAUGAAAUCAAUCAUUCUUCUACACUGCCUGUCAAUGUUUUUGUUAUUGCUUUCCGUGUUAGGUUGAUUUUAAAUGUAAAUAAAUGAAAUAUAAGAAAUA